Spirometra erinaceieuropaei is the source of this 30949-nucleotide messenger RNA. Lineage: Eukaryota; Metazoa; Platyhelminthes; Cestoda; Diphyllobothriidea; Diphyllobothriidae. The record is from the annotation of a GenBank genome assembly.
AUGACGGAAGAUACCAGGGUAGUUUUAGGCUUUUAUUUAAAGUCAUUUCUAAAGACAUCCGAAGUCUUUAGUCUGUUUACGAUAAACGCCCCAAUUUUGGGUGUUGAGGAUGAUAUCAACGACUUUCUCAAUGAAUUUGUCAAAGGUGGAAGUCCCCGCUUCGCAAACUUUGUAGCACUCUGGCAAAAGCGGCAGUUUAUCCAUUUAAUUUACGGAAGGCAAACGCAGUUUGGUCUUGCGGAUGUUCUCUGUUGCUUAUUUUUUCAUCUCGUCAACCACAUUGCUGCCAGAAGCACGCCACAGUUAUCUAAAGUCUGCGCGCUCUAUUUACUGUAUGCUUUCUUUGGAAAACAGCCAAUUAAAAAACAAGUAAGCGCCACAAAGCACUUUUAUGUAUACUGUCAUUAAAUCUUUCAUGCAUUUGUGUGUGGGGUUCUCAUCGACAGCUGUCGUCGGCGCUUUGUCAUCGCGUAAACGCCCUAGCAUUAGGCCAUGAACUGGCGCCCGUCGGCUGCGAUUGAGAAAUGUCCAAGCCACAAUAUGGUGCCGUCCACUGAUAACUGAUAACUACAGGAUGAACUGUAGUAAUUCUGAUAAUUAGUUUGUUCCCGAGUUUUACUGUAUGCGCCGCGAGUUUUAACAAUGCAAGCCUGUUUACAGUCGUUUUUAAUAUUGAGCGAUGUCAUAGAUUUCGAAGGUGAAGGAUUCUGAGUCUAGGCGACCGAGUCCUAGGUUGCAGACUCCAGGGCAAUAGGGUAUCUUUCAUCAAGGAUCUGUGGGAGUGUUGCGUCCAGACUAACUACGAAAGUGCCUAUGCAAAACAGAAUUAACGCGAUAUAGGCGGCGCAAUAUGCAAAGCAAAAUGCGAAAAAUCACGUCGGUUCAGAAGAAGACUGGGGUUAUCAGGGGGCUGUAUCGGUUGGGGGAACAUGUAAGGACCACAAAAACCAACGCAGCACAUAGGCAUCAUAUCAACUAAGCAACAACCUGAGGGUUCGACGGAGAUAUGAGUAAUAAGUAAAGCCUGCUAAUGUGAUUUAGACCGGCCGGAAAUUUGAUGUAGUCAGAUAUAUCACAAUGUUUUUCUGUACGUCGCGGACACCAAUAUGCAUGAAAGUAUUUAAAGCUGGAGGGCAACAUGUUACUGCUCAGAAACAUCUGAAGACGCCUAUGGACCGAGUAUUGAUCGACGGGCCCACUUUUCUCCAGCCUGUCGUGGCCGCAACAUGGGACCAAGACGUUUCUUGUAAGUACAGUGACUAUCGUCUUCUGCGACUCCGUCUACCGGGUACGACCUAUAUGUGUAGUCCGAUCUUUUCCUGAUUUUCGGCGCGACUGAUGUGCAAAUCUGUUUAUGCGCUCGUCUUAUAUUUGCUGUUUUAGUGUUCUUGCACACUCUUUGGGCUCAUAAUAUCCUCGUUCUUCCCAAUGCUACCAAGAAGCGUAAAGAAGUGUCUGCCACUAUCUUGAGUGAAUUUUGAUGCAAUUGGCACUAUUUAUAGAAGGAAGUUCAGUGCGAAGACUGACGAUACACUGAUAUUUUCUCUCAGUACUUUGUGCUGGCAUGUCGCUUUGACGCGCGUAGGGUGCAAGCAAAAAGCUAUUUAAGUUGAUAUGAGCAAGGACACGGAGUACCUUCCACGCCGUAAAAUUAGGACAAAGGACCAUCAGGUAAGACUAAACAUGAACAAUAGAUAAUUAGUAUGUUGACAUGGUGCGCGUUCUUAUCUAAUGAUAACGUUUUCACUAUUUAUGGCGAUAAACUUACAUGAUUACCUAAUCCCUGACUUCUUCUUUCUAUGAAAACAUCCACAAUUUCGGGAUUUGCCGCUAAGCUCAUCAUUGUUAAGUUGCUAUAUUUUAAUGAAGCCAGAUUAUUGGUAGUUGUGAGCAGAGAAUAUCACUAAAUCUUUCCCUACGAUCGACCAAUUCCAUGUUUUCGAAAGGCGCAACAACUUUUCUCUGGUUUAGUGUCGCGGUCCGUGAAUUUCAUAUGCUGCGACACUAAUUCACAUUAUCUGAAUACUCAAAAAGAGUGACUCAAGUAGCAUCUUUCGUGCGCGCGCACUCACUAUUUCCUCUCUUCAUGAAAAAGGCACGAAUAUCGGUGACACCUGAAACUUGGUCAGCCGUCGUACAUUUGGCUUCUGGUUUGCUGCGAGAUCGUCAGUGGGAUGCCUACUACAUAUUCCGGAAGCUGUGCGCGUGGAGUGCCUUCAAAUUCUGUGCACAGUCUGAGGAGCUUUAUCCUGGAGCUCCUUUGUACACCCGUUCAGACACGGUGCUUCCUAUAUUUCGUUCAUUUCUGACCAGCGCUGACCGUCGUCGUUUGGCGAAGAAUCGUGAGAAACCUACCUUCACAGUCGCGAAUCUGGCUCCAAACCACCUGCAUGAUAUGCCCGAGAAAUUGAAGCAAAAUUUGGCUGGGCUGGACCUAGCCAUCAGCGAGUACGUUGAAGCGAAGAAAAAGAUUUACAAAACGCUCUGCCCGGAGACGGAAGAAGAAGGGCCGUCGACAAGCACUGAAAUUCCAUCAUCGGGUUUUGCCGACGAAGGCCUCCUUUUUGGACUAAAUUUAGUCACUUACCCGGUAAGUUAACCCUUUGUUUCGACUGGGGAGCCUAAAGUCUUUCCACCAAAGUUUUCACCUUUAUCAACACCAAACUUGCCAUAUAGAAACUGACCGAAACCACCCGUGGCUUUGCGCGUGCCGAUUUAUAGACUUGAUAAGACUACUUAAGCCUGGGUCGCGGGAGGUAGGCUGGUGUUUAUUCGGUGGAGAAUUGAACUACCAAAACAGCAAAGGGAGCGUUAUUUGUUACCAUAAUAACGUUAUUGUGCUUUACGUCUGUCAUUGUCCCCUGCGCUUUGUACAUCAAUGCAAAUUCGGUUUUAUGGGACUCCUGUACACCAAUAACAUAGGCAGAAUUUUCCCACUGGGAAACAUGGCAUUUAGCACAACGAAGGAGAUGGGAUUGAUCAUUAUCAGUCUACUCCCAAGGCCGGGCAAGGUAAACGAGCCCAAACUGCUUUCGACCCUUCAGUUCUUUCUGUAUUGUCAUGCACUCCGACAUAAAAGGACCAGGAUCGAGAAUUCUGCACUGUCGUCCGUCUUAAAGCUGACAUACAGUAGGCACUUUAUACGCCCUGUUUUGUAUUUUGGACAACUAAUCUAGAAUUGGUUGGACCAACUGGUCUGCCAAUUUUGCAGAUGCUCGAUGAAUCUGAAUAAGCAACUGUAGGUAGAACCCCUAAGUAUAUUCAGAAGCGGCUUGCGUGGGCGAAACUGUGUUGACUGUUUUGACAGCUCCGACUUAUGAAACUCAACAGUGUAGUGUCACCGGUGGUGUACAUUCGUUAGAUUAGCACCCAGUGUCUUGGCUUCGUUACUUUGGGCACUUAACUGUCCUUACUCUUCCCGGGUUUCUUCGACGCCUGUAUUAACCACGUAGAAACCUUAGACUUGGACUCCUUAAAUAAUAUCUCUCAGUAUUUUACCAGAAGAUUCUUGCGCUUUCUGAGGUGUUUAUUUUAAGACAGGCACGUGUCUGAUCUGGGAGGGAACUAAAAAACUUAUUUUUUGGUCUUACUAUAAGGGAAUUUUCACAAUAACUACCUUGCCACUUCCCGGUACAUAGUCCUUCGACCCAACUUUUGUUUGUCCUUUUAAUUACGUUGCCCUUGAUACUGCUUCAUUCAGCUUACAAGCUACAAGUUGAGGUAGGCUCAUAUUCUGCCAUCGGAGCACAAUUACCCUUCUGGUGGAUGAAACGUCGACUACAACCAUCUUCACACCGACGCCCUAAACUACGAAAAACCAAAGGGGCUAGUUACUGAUACAGAUUAAGAAAAGCCUGGAUGUGUCGUUGGUAAAGUAGAGUACUGGCGUCUCUCGGGUUGGCACUAAACAGUAACCUUGCAUGAUCGAAAGAUUUCGCUGCGUCACAUAGAAAUUCGCGUUCCUCCUUUCUUGCUCCUUUCUUCGUCUUCCUGAUAAGCCCAUUUCCCAAUGUCACUUUUCACAGAAGAUAAUAAGGCUACCUAAGUUACAGAGUUUGAAAUCUAGGCUCGCAAAUGAUUGCAGUGGUUAAGAUUUGAUAAAAUCUCUUCUUAUUCUUACAGGACUCUGUAAAGAAACUCAAUCGCAUGGCGGAAAACUUUGCCCUAAGGACGCAGAGCGAUGACGCGGAUAAGCUAAGUAACGUAAAGAAAAUAAACACAGGGGGCGAUGGACACAGCUGUGACCAGGCAGGACAACAGGCGGAAGUAAGUACGAAGGAAGAAGAAGAAGACAUUGGCAAGCGGAGGAAAAGACUUCGUGAGGCUAAACCCCAGAAAUCCAGGCGGAGGUCACACCCCAUAAACUCAGAUCCCCCCAUUGACACCACCUUGUAAAAAAUUGGUGCAAAUGACUACUCCACCCUAUUUUUGUAUUCCACCCGUCUACCAAACUCGCCACUAACGAGUAAACUAUCCUUGUGCAUUUAUUCAAUAAACAGUCGAAUUUGUUUUGGUUCUUCCGUAUACACAUGCGCACUUUCUCGUGUUUCACCGUCUCUGCGUUUCCCACGUCCCGCGUUGAAUUGUUUUCUCUGCUUUGCACCAAAUUUUGGACGCACACUGUGUAGUUUAGUCCCAAGUUUUGAUGUAUGUGCCCUCCCUGCGUCGGGCUGUCAGCUUUCGUCGCCAAAUACAGCUCUCAUCAUGAAGCGGUAGUGUUUCUGUCACUCGCUAAUUUUCAUGGCGAUUAUCACCGCCUCAGCUAGUUACUAAUGCAACAGGAAGGCGGAAUAGAUGGCACGACGCAGCGCAGUGGUAAUGAGAACUAGUCACAAUCAGUGGCACCAUUACGAAAGUGACGAGUUCCGCUGCACGAAGUCGUAUGUUCAAACCAGCUUGAAAUUGCCAUGUUCUGUUUGUAAGCCCCUGAAGCCACGCAGGCCAUAACGAGGGGGACGACAAAGAAAACUCUUUUGACCUGCCAAAGACAGGUACGUUUUCUCUCUGGUCUUGGGUUCAAUAACUAUUUGCGGUGCGGGGAAUUUCGCAACUUUAUGCUUUUGAUCGCUGGCAGGUACGUUUGCAAUUGCUCCGCGAAAUGUUGCAACUGUCAAUUGAAACUCUUCACGCAGUUGUCCUUUUACGCACCGAGUUACGUUCUUGUCGUGGAAUUCCUAACUAAAGACGUUCAUGUCAAUUUUUAAUUUGACAUUCUGUACAACCGGCUCUCUGAAAGUCUGACCAUCACGACGAACUGGCCAACUGACCUCGUCUGCCGGUCGAAACAAAAUAUGGCAGUCGUUGGGUAUGUGCAACGCAUGCAGGACUAUCCUCCCCAGGGACCGCGAUGUUAGACUGUAAAGGUGACAGUAUCUGACGUCCUGCGAUGCGCCGCUACGGAGAUUGCUCCAGUGCACAAUUUAGGCUAUCGUACAUCGACCAUCAAAAACACGUUUUGAUCCUCGCUAGCCGAAUCUUUUGCCCUGCUAGCGAGAACACGUUGGAGCAGAGUGCCCCUUCGGGGCCUUUAUCUCUGACUCAAAGACCUUGAUCACAAGAAUACAUAGCGAAGGUUUAGUCUUCGGCUGUCCAGCCGCGCCUUACAAGUCGAACUACGUUUUGUUGGAGGCCCCCCUCCGCAGUUGACAGAAACACAGCAGAGCGGGAUUGAAGUGGUCAAAUUGACCGACUGUCAGCUCGUCUUAUCCAGUCUCCCGUUUAUGACCACUUGUGUGACCAGUCUUUACUUGAGCUGAGGACCUCAGAGCGCUCUUUUCUCGUCUUCAAAAAAUCACAAAAAACAUGUGCCAGGGCAACCUAAAUCCCUGUUCAGUGCUUUCACGCGCACCCUUAACGCGCAUAACGGCCGUAUGUACUUUUACUUGGUGCGGCUGUGGUCAUGCCCGGCUAAGCCGGCCUUAAUGAUGUGACGUUCUGUACCUUUCCUUGCGUGACGAUCUGCGGCAGCGGAUCUGAGCAGUUCGACCCAUUCUCCUCUCUAAAGGCGGAGACUGGAUGCCGAGAGUCCAGAAACCACUUUAGUGUCCUGACGAGCCUUGUCGGGCUAGCUCUUGAGUUGAUCUCCUCUUCGAAGCCUCUAAGUGGGCAACGGUUCUGCGUCCUUAAAGCAAAGUUUUCCAAGCUCAUGAGGCUGACGACGGAAAACGUGCUCAAGCCAUCUCAAUCGUCUUUCUUGGAUGGUCUGGGUUAUCUUUGUCAGGUUGUCGCAGCGAGUGAGGUAACGACUUAAUUCACUCGUGGCACCACAGACUUUAGAUCACCAAAGCCUUAGCUGCAUGCUGUCAUACUUUGAAUAGCAAGGUACAGAAACGUUAGUUCAUUCCAGCGUUCAAUAUAAAGAGUUCGUUCGGGGUCGAGUAGUCCAGCGCGCAUACUAUUCGCUUACGCCACUGGACCAGGGUUGCGGAGCGCGUCGGUCGCUUCGGACGCUGUAGUGUGGGUCGUACUAUUGUAUUCGGGCAUAUUUUCAUGAGUUUUUUUGGAGAUUUUGAGUGCAGGCGGAUCCCCAACAGCCGCUCGGAUUAUUUGUUUGAGGUUAUCUUUAAUUCAAGAACCUAACUACAAGGCAGCGAUGGAAAGCAAACCUACUUAAUGUCGGUCCACGGUCACAGUGCCGUCAUUGGGUUUUGUGUCACCUUGUAGGGCUAGUGGCGUGCCAGACCUCAACCCUUCGUGCCUUUGUAGGACUGUUACUUCUUUUUCGGACUGUUUAUUCGCCAUGGUUGUAGUGAGAUUCUUAAACAAGUGAGACCAUUGUUCUUUUUAUUACAUGCCGGGUUGUUUGGUUGGGGGACAAUAUCGGUCUUUCGAUUGGACACCGGCUUUGAAAGACCGGAAAGACGCCUCUUUGCUAGAUGUUUUGCUCAUGCACACUCUUUGGAAAAACUACCAUUUCGUACAACCUCAGAAGUAUCAUAUAAUGGGUCGGUGGAUUUCUUUAACUGCAGGAAAAAUACUGUUCAGUCGACUUCCAAACAAGAGCCCUGGUUUUGCUUUCUUGGUCGAACAGUUCGGUUCCUUAGAGACGCUCUUUAUAGAAUUUAGUAAGUCAUAAGUUACCUUUCGCCUGAGAGUAUGCCUUUUUGAACAAGCUAUCACUGUCCAUCUGUCUGCACGGUAAUAUGCUUCUGGGAACCUGUCGUUUUCUUAGACAUGUGUUCCGUCGAAUCUUGUUUCUUACUAUGUGGACCUCUUGGUAUGCUUUUUCGUCAAGGAGUACUAUCGCGUUUGCUCCUUUUACGGAUAAUGAAGCAGUCGAUUUCACAACGAUGGCGAGCCCAGCUUGUGCUAGUCAUCGUGAGCUAUCUUUUUUCGUUCUCGGUUUUUUUCUAGCGAAACUAUGGCAGCUGAAUGAUAUGUUCAUUCUAGUGAUGGGGAAGUGGACUGCUGGACAGUUGGUCGACCGUACAGACUGCCAGUUGUCACGUCUAUAGAUCCUUAGGAGGUACCUGGCUGAUAGGCUGUUUCCUCACGCCCUGUUUGACCUAUGAAUUGAUUAGAACCCCUGUAAAACAGUAUCCUAUCAAAGGUUGGGAUAGUCUUAUUUUGCUCAUCUUAGCAGUUCGCCGAACGUUUGCCUUACUGCGCCUCUAACUGUCCAGUGCCCUCUUGAUAUCAUUCUAGUUAACAAUUUCGAUUGUCAAACUGUCAGUUGAUAAGGGGAGUGUAAGGUGCCGCACAAACUCAGUUCAGUUUCUUCUCACUUUUCCCAGAAGGGCCAUGCAACCGAAAAGUUUCGUUAAGCAGAGGACCGAGGGUUCUCGUCCUGUGAUCCCUUCUGCUGCCUCUGCGGACACCGAGAACAAAAACUUGGGUGGUUCUACAACCUUGCGUGGACUGUUGAGCUAUUACAGAAAUAAGGUGGAGGCCCUGACCAUGGACAAUGAGGCAUUCCAACGUCGUCUUGAACAGAUCGCUGAUGUUGUCGGUGAUCAGCACACCUUACAAGGCAAAUUACGGGAGAGCGAGAAACUGGUUGGGGAGUUGAAACAGAAUCUCUCAGAAAUGCAGGUCUGUUCUCGACUAGGGCUUAGUACUCAUCUUCCUUUUCUGCUAUCUUGACAAUUAUAACCCCUUGAAUGCGCAAUAUUCUGAAAAGCAGCGAGGCACUGCGACCCCACCAUAGCCUCACACCACAAAUUUAAUUGCAAGCAAACAGUCGCAGCAUUUUAGCACAUUGUCUCAUUUUUAUUCUCUCUCUUUCCGGUUGAUCUCCACACCACGGACGCCGACCCCUUCUAUCGACUGUUAGUGAGUAGCGUGCAAACGGCUUUACAAUAGCGCCCAUGCGUAUUGAGCCAGCGGCCAGGGCCGAAUUCAGUUUAACCAAUCUUAUGCAAUUUUUCCAUGUUUCAAACCCCAGCUGUUUAUUCAUGCUUGCAGUGGGUUGUUCCACGCGUCGGAUUUCUGGCAGUCGGCUGUAUAGACAUCCAGUUCGGAGAUAGUUUUUGCGCCAUUCAUAGUCGUCGCGACACGCCCCUUCAGCUCUCCUGCUUAACGACGGUACUCGCUGUCUGGAGCGUUGGCUUCCCUAGAGAUUUGCAAAGAGCAAGACGGAGUCAGUGUUUUUCUUCGCCCGUAGGGAACAACCUCAGUGGUCUUGGGUAAGGCUGACUGUACGGUUGCUCCGCACAAUGAUGCACCGCAUGUGGAACGCCUGCAGCAGUUGUGGAAGGCUUUCAUUUGCGCCUUAGGUCCUCGGUUAAAGAGGACCAGGAUUGGCAAUCCCGUCAGCGAUGAACUGACUCUUCAGACUGUUGCCCGUUGAGCCUCACUCCAAAUCGCGAGAUUUUUUAUAGUUUGUUGAAGGCACUGCUGAAAAAGUUAACUCGGCGCAGCACUUCAUGGCCGUUUAAGGGGAGGGAGAAUGCUAGUUGCUCAAGAUUGUUAACGUCUUCCAGCUUGAGCUCAUGUUUUUCUGAUUCAUAUUUAUGACCAGGUUAACUUUCAUGGCAGUCUUUACCUUCCGCUCGUUUGGUUGUACUGAAGAGUUCUAGCAGUGUUCAUUUGAGCAAAUAUGGGGAAUACGCUUUUAAGUGGUCAAGGUCCCCGAUUUCCAACUAGCGUCUGACAUUUGCCGAAUGACGUAGUUGGAGAGCGCCCUCUACCAUUGUACAUUCCCGAUCGCAACCGACAGGACAACGAGCCCGUGGCUCAGUGGUUAGAGACGUUAAACUUCUAACCAACAGGUCGCGGGGUCGAGCCCCAGGUUUUCCACAAUUCGAGGUUGAGUAUGGCUGACUGACGACGGCCAAUAAGCCAGAAAUGGCCAUUCCAGUCUCCCUUGUCUUUGUCGGUAAUGAUAUACUGCCCAUAUCAUGCGCCGUUGUGUGGCUGCUGGUUGGGCUCUAGAGGGAGAGAGAGCCCUAAAACACAACGGGACGAGUGAGUCUCGUAGCGCUAUCGGUGAGCGCCAUCUACCAUUGUUAUCAUCCUUUUUCACCAGCGUAGCUGUUUUGUCUGCAACCACACGAGGUUCGGCAAACUACCCUACACGGUCCUUACGCAGGACUAGGUGUUUCAAUCUCAUCCGUUGGGUGGAUACUUCCUGUGCGCAUGUACGUUUCAUCGUCCCUUUUGCAGGCUCCAGCGUUCCUAGGAUAGUUUUCUGACAAAGCCGAUGAAAUUGGUGUCGCAGUGGUAUACAUUCACUUUGUUUUUGUUAUUCUUUCUCCCUCACUUUUCCUCUUCCCUCCUCCCAUGUAUUCUCUGUCAUUCGGACUUUCGCCUUCAUUCCGUCAUUCUGUUUACAUUAUUCUUGAAAGUACUUAAGCGCACAGAUAUGUCAGUGUUUCCGAAUAAUACACCACAUGGGCCUGAAACAGGGGCAGGCGAUAUUUUACUGACUGGUAUCAAAGAAACACUUUUCAUAUGUUAUCCUGAUUCACGUGGCUACAUCGAUAGCAUGUACCUUGUCGAAGAGGGAUGCUGGAUAUUGAAUUACCUUUCUUGCUAACAAUCUGCACUCCGCUAUUCAGGUGUGUCUGUACCAGGAGAGAGACCAUGUACUCCGUCUGUAUGCAGAAAACGACAGACUUAAGCUACGCGAAUUGGAUGACAGGCGGAAGAUUCAGCAUCUCCUUCAGCUCUCGGGCCUUGGACCCGCUGAAGUCACGUACUUUCUUUCUGAAACGACCCUCCCGUCUUUGAAUCCGUCAACCACCGCAGAGAAGACUAGAGAUCAGGCACAACCUUCAGCGCUUAUUAUUAACCCCGUAGUUCCAGCGGAAGGGACUGUUGAAUACAUCACAAAUGGAAGCGUUCGGAAAACUGGUGGGCACGUCAGGGACCGCGGUAAGUUCCACCAGUAAAGUAAUUAAACCAAUCAACCUACUAACGCAGUGUUUGAGUAGAAAGACUUAAGUACGGCGUAAUUGGGGUACGCUUGGAAUCCAACCUUCGAUAUUCACAUUUGGAGAAAUUGCAUCGUUUUCUCCCACAAGAGACUACGAUUUCUAUGGCGAAUAACAAAUUCUUGUCCACUGAGGGACUAGAUUAUCUUCGAUGGAAAAAGAGGGUUCUUUUGCAUGUGUUUUCGCCAGCCAGCCUUUAUGACGACCGUUGUGCUUCUUAUGUUAUCACCCGGAAACUUUUGCCUCUGCCUACCUGCAUGGGAUGUGGGACAAGUUUACCUUUUAUUCACAUUGCACUCGAUGUACCAUCGAAGUGAGUACCAUUCUGCCAUUGCCAGGGAGAACUUGCCAACAACGAUAAGCAGACUAAAGUGACCACUUCAGACUUGCUUACCUUCGUCAGCCGCCUGCCACGGACUCCAUGGAGUAUGAUCGUGAAUCGGGCGGUACAUCCGCUGAAUUUCAAAUAUACUGAUUCGGAGUUCAAAUAUUAGGCGAUCCCUGUUUAGGGCGCAGGUAAGACUGACUGACGAGUGUUAGGAAGUAGUGGCCAUGACAGUCGUCCUUCCUCAAUCGAUAAACCACGGAGUGUUAACUACUUUUCGCUUUAUCAUCGCCCGUGAGGCCCCCUCAUCUGGGCUUCGUAGGCACAACCGAGGGCAUAUCUUCCCAUUGCACAACCGAACUCGAACGCUGAGAAUACUCUCGGUCUCCACCAACAGCGCGUGGGCCGGUGCUGAGCACCGAGUGUCAAAGCCAUUGACAUGAGCUCAGUUGCCAUGUCUGCCCGCCUUUUGGUUUAGAUAUGCUUGACUGCUUUGGAGUCUGCAGACACUCUUCCAACUGAAGCUGUCGAUUUGAACCGAAGUCAACCUUUCAUAUGUGAAAGUUAUUGCUUAAGGAAACUGACAGUACUGGUUUACAACUCCUUCGAAUCCAUCCUUUAUUAUGUUGAAGGACCAGUGCUAUCUAGCAGGCAAGUUAAUUUGUGCGGAGGGGGGGGGAGUAGGAGGUCGCGGUAAGAGCAGAAAUCUCCCUAACCAAAUAUAGCUUUCGGCGAUGGUAGUUGGCACUUACAAAUUACCGGUUGAAUUCGGCGGGACUGCAGCCCGCCAUUUGGAAAAAGAUCCACCUCAAACAGGUUUCUCAUAAAUUUAUUGAGCAGAUCUAGUCAAAGAAUUCCACAAUGUCUCCGAGACAGCUGCCGGUAGUCAAGGAGCAUAAUUGCUCCCCUGCGCCAAGUUCCAGGGGGAUUAGAGUUACGGUUGGCGACGAAGAUAGAAUAUGCAAGUCCACUGGGAAAAUGGAGCACCGGGACUCGCGUACUACGGGAGGGCUAUUAAUAUUAGUUUUGUGGAGGUUAUGUGGUGAGGAUAUGUGCAGUCUGAGCGCUACCAUUAUCAAGGCAAAUCCUAGUGUUGGAAAGAAAAGACGGAAGGCACCAGCCUGAGGGAUUUAUUGUGCACAGAACCCGUAGUUCUCCUCUCAGGCGACAUUGGCCACUGGCGAAGCCAGGGCUGGUGUUGACUGUGUCCAGUCAUGCCCGAGUCCCUGAGAUAGUGGUAACAGCCGCUUUUGUAGGCUCGUGGACCAAGCUCAAGUGAUGUCCAGUCAGUGUGUGUUGCAGUUGCCGAGGGGUGGUGACCCAGUGGCUUUUUUUGCUGGUUGCAGGGGGUGGCGCAUGGAUAGCCGCGACGCUGUGUGGACGCAAUUGUGUCCGAGCUGAAGUCUGUCGAGUGGCGUCAGGUCAGCUCGUCUGGGACGGCUCGCUGCAAGGGGUGAAUGACCUUGAGACAGCGAGGUCUUGAACAAUGACACCAGACCGGUCAUUUUGGCUGCCCGCUACAGUUUUACCAAGAGAGCUGAUUGGCAUGGCAGUUAGCGGAAUCUGCGGAAGGCAUUGAGAAAACCCGCGUUUCUGCCAUAUUUUUUAUUACUUCAGUGAGGUGCCGCGACAGAGCACUAAGCUUGUAAAUGGGCGGAAAAUGGAUAAUCCAAGGUUGUUGGUUAAAGAAGGCCGGAUUGGGUACGACGGCAUGCGGGGCGAGGAAAAGGGAGAGAGAGGGAGCCCAAAGCAGUUCCAUUAGUUCCCUCCCACCAGUCGGUGGUGGAUUAAGCAUCUGUUCAUCCUUUAAUGAGCGCCAGCCGACAUGAUUAGCCUGUCAAAGGGGUUGACUGGUCGCUGAGGUUAGUUUGGAGCUUGACUGACUGAAAAGGCCAGAAAUAGGCGGAAACAGUUAUCCUCACGAUGUCUCCCGUUUUUAUCUAUCUACCAGAUAUCUCAGGAGUAUUGCUUCAUGUUGUGUCAUGCUUUGCACGUCCCACUGUAGGUGACGCAACGGAACCGAACUCAAGUCACAAGAGUGAUGCUGAAAGAAGCGUACCGAGGUUGGAGCACCUGGCCAUCCAGCGGGAAUUGGAGUUUGCCCGAGGUGCAAUCAAGGCUUUACAACGGCAGUUGGAGGAGCAAACCAAGAACUCACGCGAUGAGAUAGAAUCACUGAUUGAGAAUCAGCAGAGUUUAUUUCUGGCGAGUCAAGCCCAGCUUGCCAAGUUUAAGGAAAAGGAAAUCACCACGGAGAACAGGUAAGUGUGUGAAUGCAGAAGUUACUGUUGAUAACCAACAACUCGAGCACUUCAAGACGUGCCAUUUAGUGUCGAUUUCACUUGUCAGUUGAAUCCUACCUGUCCGUUUGUGUCCGAAAGUAAACGACUAAAUAUUUAUUUCCUUAAUGUAUGACAUCUAUGAGAUCAGUCCUCGCAGUCCGUACUUUUCCACCGUGUGCGGAAAACGAUGAAAAACGACCUUGUGUCACGUCAGCCAUUGCGGUCCACCUCAUUUGCAGUUGCUCGACUUCUACAGAUCACUGUGGCAUAAGCGAGGUGAGAGAGAAAGAGAGAAAUGCUAGGGCUACCUGGUUCAAUUACUGUCGCACAGUCUGCUUCGAGAUGGCAUCUGUCGUCAGGAGAGGAACGCUGAAUGGGACACCGGGAAACCCAAUGCCAAUCGACGAGACCAUAUUUGCAGGACCGUCUUUGGCGGAGGUGCACCUGCCAAAGAAAACGAUGGCGAUCCAGCACAGAAUUAUCGGAACAACGGCUCAUGCACUGAUGCUCCAUGGGUCAUUAGAUUGUGUCAAGGUACCGAUUUAAGGUACUUCAACAUACAUAAGCGAAAUGCAGCGACAUUGACCCCUAUUAUUGAACGUGAAAUAGAAGCAGGUUCAACAAUUCGUUUUGACAAACGGCCAGCUUAUUGGCGAUUUAAUCAGACUGGGUACGAUCACCAAACCGUCAAUCACCAGGAAAAUUACGUUGAUCUGAAUACGGAUGAACACACCCAGCAAAUCGAGUGGACCUUAUUAAACAGUAAAAUAGAGAUUUUGGAGAAUAAUCGCGGAGUUCCAUAGCAUUUACUUCAGGGGCACUUGUACGAACACUGCUAACGUGUUUUGAAGGGGGAAGAAGACCACUUCGAAGUAGUCCUACACGAUAUCAAAGAAGUAUUUUUCGAUCUUUGUUAUAAUAUCUGUACUUACGCUGACCGAGAUAUACGGGUCCUCUGCCCCCUCACGAAGUGCGACUUUUGCUGCCUACGAUUCAGUCGGAUACGAGGCGGACCACCGACCUACCUGAAGACUAUUUUUUGCGAUUAGGUUUUCUAUGGGUGCGUGGUAGUAGUAAGAACAUCAGCGUCUCCUUCACGAAGUUCCACCUUUUGCCGGACCUUCUGCAAAGGAUGCCCAGUGAUAGUGUCCCCUUUCCUCAUCUCGGACGGAAUUUGCUGUGCGCCGAUGACGUUGAGGUUGGCACACACAUGGAUAAGUAAACGCCUGCGGUCGUUUCCAGUCUACGGGAAUGCUGAACAGGUACCAAGUCCCAUAUCAAACACACAUAUGCAGAGGCCAUAGGAGAAAGUGGUGGAAACGUAUCAAGACUGUUCUAAUGACGAUAAUCGUGUAAAUGCGUAAUAAGGGUGCAAUAUUAAAGAAGGUGUGUUACAUGUACAGUGGUUCUAUCUGGAGUGAAGGGCGUUCAGUUGUGUCUGUUAGAUCACCGGUGGAGAGCGCAGCAUUAAGGACAACUGCAGUAGUGUAUGUGGGAGUGCUAAAAUUGAGUGUGAGAGAGCGAAACGAUCUACAAAGGCGAUAGUUGUAGGGGUGGGGGACGUGGGUCAGCGAUUAAGAGUGGAAGGGACACCGAAAUUUUCACCGACACUCGAUUAUACUGUCCCUAUACUGGGCCCGCUCCGAAGUAAAGUUCCUCUUCAGUCAAGCAACUCAUUCAACUUUAUGGUGCGUUACAGGCUCUAACGACGACAACGGGCUUCGGUUGUCGUGCUUCCACCUCGCCGUAAGGGAGUUCUGCUUCUAGAAGAGUGUCAUUCCCCAGGCCUGUCCUAGUCAAAUCUUUAAUCAUGCGCCAAGUUUGCUGUUGACAUACAUGAGUCUUUCUGCAGUUAAUUUGGAUGCCGGAUUGAGGCAGAAUACCCAAAGCCUGCUCUAACCGUAGUGGUGUUUUUGUUGUAAAGAAAUGUGCGAUCAUAACGAAAUUUCAUCGUUUCCAGUCUGCGAUUAAAACUAGUAUUAAACUUUAACAUCUUUCUUACAAUAUCAGCGUACUUGCGAAACCAUGAAUUACGGUCAUCGGUUACGUCCAGAAAUCAGGCGAUAGGAUUAAAGGACAACGCCUGACCAUAGAUGAUAGUUGCUAUCGGGCUUCAUGGGUACUCAAGGAGAGGAAACUUGUUUAGCAUUUUGGUUUUGAGAGACUGAGGUUUCCUUUUUUUCUCCACUCCCUAACCGUUGACAAUCUUUCUCACCUGCUUUCUUUUUUAACUCCUCCUAUUUUAUACCCAGAUUGUCAUCUUGUCAGCGCGGAAAUCCUCAGAGGCGUCGUUUUCUUCAAUGCUUGUUACAUUGUAUUGACUAGAAAUAUCUGAAAAUAAGUUUGACCAGUGAGUUCUAUCAACAGACAGACUUCUCAGACUGAAGUGCAAAUUCUUCCUAGCCUGGAAUUCGGUGACAUUUGGCAGGAGGCUGAAAAUAAGCUACCGGUUUUUCUUUUACUGUAAAAGAUUUUCUCAGUAAGCCCUCUGUCUCCAAGUUUUCUCGUCCACUGCUGCCCGAUCGCCUCUGUACUUUCCAGACUGAAAUUUAAAAACAGCAGAACUGCGGUUGAAGGACCUUCAUCGAUCAAGUUACGUUACGUGCUUGUCCCCUAGUUCCUUUUGGCUCAAUCUGGAACCCUAUCAGCUCUAUCAGUAAUGUAUCCAGAGAAAGAGGUUGCGGACAAAGAGAACUGAAGCCGGUAUGGCUAUUUUUGAUGUCUUCAAUCAGCCAUACUCAACAUUAGGUCGGAAUGAUCUGGGAUUAGAAUCCGAGUCCUUUAGCCACUAAGCGUUAAUAUUCCAGAUCACAGCUGACAAGACAAUGAGCCCGUAGUCCAACGGUGCAGUGCUGAACUACCUAACGUUUAAAUAUCACAGAACCCGGAUCAUGGGGCUGGGUAUGGCCGACGACAACAAAUUAGCUAGAAGUGGCCAUCUCAGUACCCCUUAUCUCUGUCAGUGCUCCCCUCUGCAACACAGAACGCCCAUACUGUCUCCUGUAACUAAGCUAGACUGAUAGAUGCUACUCAUAUGAUAUGCUGAACGUGUCGGAUCGUAACCGAUAAACCGAAAACUAUUGGUUCAAUUGCCGAACAUUCAACUUGGGAUUUUAAUUUUCGGCUUUUACAGACCUAGACUUGAAGCAGAGCCAUCCCAUCUCUGUUUCCGUUAGGGAGCCUACCUUUAAAUCUUUUUAAUUUCCUUUUUUAGUGCGCUUGCAGUUUUGUCUGCGCCUAUUCCCCGUUUUGCCACUUUUUCCUCAUCGACAGGUUAAAACGAUGCCAAGAAAUGCUCUGUAGUAGCACCAAAGAUUUCCUCCAACAACGACAGAAAUUUCGCCAGGCAGAAAAGGAGUGGAUUCUGGAGAGGGACCUGCUAGUGAGGAAACAGGCGGGAAUACCCUGUGCCAAGGGUGAGUCCUGGUAGUGGUGGCCUCACAACAUUAUAGUCUGAAAGGCUUUCAUUUAUUUGAAGUCAGAGUGUAGUUUAGCAAACUAUAUCCUAACGCAGUGUGGGACAUCCACUGCGUUCUGACGACAGCAAUGGUCCUCAGCUGUUUAUCGUGUUGACUUCAACUACAACAAAUUGGUGGAAUUUGCUUUGAAACUUGCAAAACAGUCGAAAAUGUUUAACAAUACAUCCCACCGUUAAAUACUUCCUAAGUAAACUUGCGAUGCUGAAUAGUUUAGGACGUAAUCCUAAGCUAAGAUAUCAGCUUUUGGUCGAGAAUCUUUUCAAUCAUCCUUACAUUCAAUCUCAAGAAAGGAACUAUCACCAACUUGAUGUUAAGGUCUUCCAAAAUGCCUUUAUAAGGGAAUGACAAAACAUUCCAUCUUUCGCACUUAUUUGUGAAAACACACUUUAAGGUUAGUGUUUAUGACCACAGAGUGUAUUUUAAUUCCAAAGUAUUCUUUUUUGCUCUUAACUUGUACUUGUUACGGCCGCGAUCAUGUCUGACCUAGCCGGCCUCGAUGAUGUCACGAAAUUUACUUCCCCACGUGUGAUUAUCUGCGCGAACAGAUCUAAACAGCUCAACCCAUUCUCUUCGCCAGCAGCGUAGGCUAAAUACCGGAGGUCCGAGAACCACUUAUAUGUCGUGGCGGACUGUGUCGAGCCAGGUUUUGAGUUGAUCCCCUCUUCGAUGCCUCCAAGUGGGUAACGGUACCGGGGUCGAUGUCUGCAAAAAUUAGCUGGUGAGGACGACGGAAAACGUGCUCAAGCCAUUUUACUCGUCCUUCUUGGAUGGCCUGGGUUAUCUUUGUCAUGGUCCUCAGACAGUGAUGAUCACAUACCUCAAAUCUCCGCUCAUAUUCCACGCGCACGUUCCGUCAUUCACAACCAUACAGACGAACUGGUCGGACGGAUGCACGAUACGCGCGAAUCUCCAUGGGAAUGGAGAUGCCGUGUUGUGUUCAUAGGCACUUCCUAAGGAUUGAUCCGGAGGACAACGUCGACCUUACUCUAUCCGUUGCCCAGCAAACCUGCCCCGAGACAUUUGGAACUUUCUACUUUUUCAAGCUGACAUCUAUUAAUUUUGAAGUGGGCGAGUUGCCAAAAAUAGAUCGAUCAUUCGUAUCGUGGAUAGAGUCGCGCAAAGUCGAGGGCUUACCACUAACUUUCCGGAUAAUUUGGUGAAGCUUUCGAGUGUCAACAAAGUUUGAAGCCUGCUCCACGGAGUUUACCCAAUACCUCAACUGGUUAUCCCUUGCCGACUUAGUUGAGAUUUUAGGGAGUUGGCGAAGUGAAUCAUAAGUGUCGGGACCUGGGUCUAUCCAUCUGGGCGGACAAUUGUAGGGGUUUUCAGCUGUUUUUUUUUCGCACAUGAAAUGUUGGGUGCAGAUGAGACGUGAACUUCCGGCCAUGCAUGACAGUGGACAUGGUGAGAUUCAUAGGCGUUAGUAGUUUCGGCCCUACGCAUCGAUCUACUAUUGUAAACCCAUCUGCGGAACCCUGGUCCAAGUAGAUUGUAGUAAAUCUGACUGGCCGUAUGGCGGCUGAUGUUUGUGGCGAUGCUGGAAGCAGGCGUUGGUGACGAACAGUCGAGUUUAAUCAGCGAAAUUCAGCAUUCUCUGACUGUUGUCGCAUUGACGGCCAAGCCUCGAAAAACCAGCAAGGCGACUGCUUGAAGAGUCGCAUGGACCGCUGUGGUAUGUGGUGAAGUGUGAGUUGACUCCCGGGUUAUUUAUAUCUCGAGCGUCAGAGUCGGAAAUUCGAACUUCAGAGAGGCGGCAUAUAUCCACAUUGCACGGGUAAAGACUGUGUGCUGUCAUAGUUUGAAUAGCAGGGAACAGAAACGUUAGUUCAUUCCAGCAUUCAAUCUAAAAAGUUCGUUUGCGGUCGAGUAGUCCAGCCCGUAUACUAUUCGCUCGCUCCACUGGACCAGGGUUGCUGAGCGCGUCGGUCGCUUCGGACGCUGUGGUAUGGGUCGUAAUAUUGUAUUCGGGCAUAUUUUCAUGAGUUUUUUGGUGAUUUUGAGUACAGGCGGGUCCCCAACAGCUGCUCGGAUUAUUUGUUUGAGGUUGUCCCCCCCAGCUCUUUAACGCAAUGACCUAACAACAAGGCAGGAAUGAAAAACAGACUUACUCUGAAUGAUCGGAAAGACGCCUCCUUGGUAGCUGUUUUGCCCAUGCACUUUCUUCGGAAAUAAUCACAUUUCGCACUACGUCAGAAGUAUCGCAGUGCCGUUAUCGACCUUGGUGGCAUUCAAUUAGGUUGUCGGCGUGCCGGGCCCCAACGCUGCAUACCUUGGUAGCUGCCGGUCCGGAAAUACCUGUUUGCCAGAUCCGAGAGUGCUUAUUUCGCAGCUAACGUUCGCUGAAGGCCGUUCCAUUAUCAGCCAUCUGUGAACGCGCCAGGUUGACAGCAGCUAGACUAACGGCUUAUCCGCCCUCAGGUUUCCAUACUUCGAGCCGUUUGCUCUCCCAAAGCAAAUUUCCGUCUCCCUAUUUCUCCUAUAGAGAGGUUUCUUGUUCUCAUAAAUGCCCGCGAUUACUUUGAAGUCGUUUUUAUAUUUUGGGAGCAGCACUACUAUGGAGUCCAUAGGCAGCAUUAACGUCAGCGUCCUAAAGGUUCCGACUCUUUCGAGAAGGUUUAAAACGCAACUACUUGCGUCCUCCAAGUAGGACGUUUAAAAGAACGCAAUUGUGCACCAAGUCAAAAGCAUACGAUGAAAUUUCUUAAGUCUUUCUUUGACUAUUAGAUGAACUUUUAGAAACAUUGGAAAGUAACGGAAAAAAGACACAAUAUGGGUGAUGUGUGUUUCUAAAAGUAUAAAUUACAAAAGCGGGCGAAAGAUGCUGUACUCUGAAUACAUGAAAGGCAGCUCGAACGAAACUCUCAAACGCUAAUGAUCCGUGUGCCCCCCUGCGGUCAUGUUUUAACUGUUUUUUUUUCUCUGGAAAAUCAACGGUUAUGUGGCAAAAUUUUUCUAUGCACAAUCUGGAGAGGUUAUGUAUUCUAAUCACUCCCGUAUUUCUGCAUCGUGCUAUACCCGGUCACGAUGUCUCAUCUCUACAGCAGUUUCUGAAUGCCACUUCCCUUGAGAGUUUGUUCGACAAAAAGGAAACUUUCACCAGGCCAUCUUGGCGAAGUGGUCUAAACUGGAUUACAUAUACAUUUGUUUUGAACCGGUUGUAAUCCAAUCAAAAUCUAGCUUUUUAGGCGAAUUUAUGGCUUGGCUUAAAAAUACGAACUCUGGAAAUCAGUAGCAGAGCGUCUUUGCACAGUUCCUCAACCUGCUAGAGCACCAAAUUAAAAAGAUGACCCUUAUAUUAAGGUGUUAUGAUAGAAUCUCUCAUGUUUUAGGACUUUUAUAAUCACUUUUACAUAUCGUCGGCCGUAAUUAACGUUUUUACUUCGUGAGUUAUUGCAAGUUAAGACUAUGAAAAGACUUUCCUGGAAACAGCACACGCCAGCAGCAAAUGUAAUUUCUGCCGAAGUGUGGAAGAAUGUCCUUCAUAGUCUGGAACAUUUUCAAGCCUUACUUGAAGGCAGAUGGCAGUUGUUGUUACCUUUGAAGUGCGUCAGGAAGCUGAGUACUUUAUGUCUCUUUUGGAACGCCCGCUUGGUUAACAGAGACGACGACUAGAGUAUAGAGAGGGUGUUUGUACCAAGAACGGGAGGGCGACCCAGUGAGCUACAAGUGCAUCUUCUUCACAACCCUUUCAGCCAAUAAGAGGUUGGCAUUGCAUACCGGUAAAUACGUGAGUAGAGCCUACUAGAUGCUGUGGGGGCGGGGAAUUAGUUGUUGUUUCUACAAUCAAAGUCGCGAGUUCCAGAUCGAGCAAAUGAGAAGUCAUGUGAAAUCGCUCAGAGGUGUUUAUUUGCGACUUACCGUCUCGGACAUUUGGGUAUAAUGUUUAUUAUUGAGGAGUGUCUAGUUAAAGGGUCCUCGUGUUGGGCCAAUUAGUCGCAUCAUGCAAGUAGUGACUGCUUCUCACGGUCCUUGACUGUAUAAGGAGAGCCCCCAGGAAAUUACGGCGCACAAAGAAUGUCUACUAUACGUGUCUAAGUAGGUCGUGUUUUACCACUCUCGUAAACACGCAAAGCGAUCAUCAGACUGACUGCGUAGAUUGGGUCGUUGUCAGCUCAUAGCUUUGAGAAACGACCGUUUCCAUCUGACAUUGUGUUGUAUAUAACCUGCCCUGAUUUCAGCUCACAGAGUUGUGAAGCGACGUUACUCCUCCACAUACAGUAGGUGAUCUGACUCAUGAAAGGUGUCCAAACUAACGAAUGAUUGUCAAUCACUCGCAAAGCGACACCAUUUCAUGAAUUCAAUGUCUGUAUAAAUUAAGUAAAAGGUUAGAGGAAUUAAAAACAUAAAAGAAAUAUUAAAGGCAGUGUUGCGUGUUUUCGGCUUACGUUCAGUUUCAGAUCGGCCAUGAAAUAUUGCUGAAUACUUCGUGGUUUUCAAUGUUUUCACCCGAUUGUCCAUAAGGACAAGUUCUGAAUUACCUGUCUGUUAAAAACUUUAAAAUCAGAUAAUUCUUGAAGGCAUUUAUCGAAUUAGCGAGUUUUUGGGCGCUCUUUUUCGCGAAAAUGGUCGUUUGGGUUACACGUGAAGACUCAUUCAGACAUCAAACUUCAUUUUCGAAAAAAUGGCUGUCUACAACGAAAGUCAGUAACGAAUAUACCUUCGAUCAAUAAGAAGACUUUCCCUAAUAAGUUACCUCUUUGGGAAGUGCUUUAAUACUGCACUCGGUUGACGGAUCUCUGUGUUCCUUGCAUUUUUUUCACGGUGAGGCCAAGAAAAAAAUUGACACGGCCGUUUCUUUCACGCUCUUAAAAAUACCAAUAUUUUUCUGCCGUAAACGUAAGAACAUGCCUUUUUCUAUAUAUUGCAGUCAUUUGCCCUGCUUUUGCUCGCUUUUGGACUCCGUUCUUCGAUUAUGAAUGCACGGCAGAGUACCCAUACAAAUACUGAUAUUUUGUUGAAACUGUUAAUGUUUUGCUCGUUUCUUUUCCGAAUUAGGUAUGUGCAGAAGCCAGACUACACGACAAGUAAUGUUUCAUAUGUAUAAAACUGGAAAUGACCAUUGGGUGGUGGUCAUUUAUGUGACAUCAGGUAACAUUUUCCAAACGGCAAAACAACUCCAGCCCAUUUAAACGGAGGGAUCCCUGUCUGCGUUAUUACUGCGCUUCAGGGCAACAGAUCGCACAGAUCUGCUAAUAGGACUUAAGAAUCGAUAAAACAUCUGGCUUUUUAAAAUAACCUUUGUGUUAGCAAGUUUAUUACUACGGUUAGCAUCGGCCAUAAAAUAACUUUUCAAGUCCGGCAAAAUCUAUUUACCAAAACCCUCGCGGGCAGAUUACUUUCCUUUCAAUUAAAACGCGUUCAGAUGCGCAACCAGAGUCUAGGGCACGUAUUAGCACAGGAAAUUGCACGAAUAUAUUGCAACGUCCAUUAUUGCUAAAUGUGACUAAUAUUUUGCUUGAUAUAAUUAGGCAAACACAAUUUCUGGUCAAGAAAAGGACUUUCCAUUCGAAGGCAGUGGAUGAACAAGCAAAAUGCGCAACGCUAAAGACAUUCAGAAGUUUUCGCACCAGUUUCCGUUGUCAGUUUUCAUGAGAUAGGUCACGUACUGUACCACUGGGCAGGUAUCACCUGAUUUCCCGUUGCAUGGUAUAACAUGAUCUCAGCUGAGACAGUUGAGAAGCGGCCGUUCGGAUUUGACCUCGCCCUCUUACCAUUGCGAAGCUAUCACCUGACUUCCAGUUGCAUAACACACCAUGAUCUCAGCUCAGAGAGUUGAGAAGCGACCGCUUAGAUUUGACCUCGCGUUCCAUAAUAUUCUAUGAUCUCAGAUCACAAAGUUGAAAAGCGACCGCUGGGAUUUUACUUCGCCUCGAUCUCAGCUCAUCACGGACCAAGACCUUCACGGUGUCGAUUGGGUCCUGUUUUAUUAAAUACUCUCACAAACACGAGGAACGAUCAUUAGACUGCCGCGCAACUCACUCGUCACGGAACACGCUUUACACGGUACAGAUUGGGUGAUUCAUUGUAGACUCUUGCGCAAACCAUGCCAUGAUCUCAGCUCAGAGAGUUGAGAAGCAACGUUGCACAGUCUGCCAUGAAGUUUGCCUGACUCGUCGAUUGACGGUACCGUACCUCAUCGAUAUGCGCCCAUAUGGCUCUGGCCGAUACAGGCUCACCCUCUUGAAGCUUCUUUUUCAAUCUGCUCCAGUAUGCCUCGAUGGCAUGCGUGUGGUGGGGUCCCUGAAGUUUUUGGAAUGAUUGACUGUGAAGUGCUGGUAUCCUUCCAUCGGGAGGCGAUUGUAGGCCUUCCACUCAUCAGUAACUGUUAUUCUGCUCGCUGCUACCCACUUUGUAAUGACAGCUGGCAGGGCUGGCCGGGUCCUAUCAUUCGCUUGCUCAAAUAUGGUCUUCCGUCGACUGGCAUCAUAUAUUCCUACCAGCCACCACUGCCUUUUACGUCUACCGAUGCUGUACUGGCGUCGGUUUAUCAACGGUCGUCGAAUUGAAUCUCAAUUCCAGGCAUACCGAUCUUGUUCGUUUCCUGUAUCAGUUUGUUGGAACAGACAUUGCGACAUAGCGCGCACCAUUCCACGGUCGUGCCAUGCGCAACUCCUACAUCUUUUUCGCGAAGCAGUACUGUGUGGAGGUUGGUCAGCACUUGCAAUGUUACUCGACAUACUGUGGACGCUCGUGUUGCUAGUGGGUGUGUAGGUAAUGGCUCCUCAGUAAUGCAGCCUCAAUGGCACUCCCACGCGUGUGAGAUCUGAGUCUUCCACUACCUUUUCGUGAAAUCUGGUGUGCUGUGCUGGGGGUCAGGGCGCGCACAGACAGGCGCCCAAUCCCAACACUGGACGGCUGACCGGCUCGAGCAGCGGGGAUGGGGAAGGAGAGUGGGGUCGACUCAGCGCAUCUCCUCACUAAACAAUCCGACGCGCUUUUAAGCCAUUACGAUAUGCUAAAUUUCGUGGCUUAGAAGGCGGCCAAUUGAUGGGAUGACUCGAUCUUUUCAGAACGGAAAGUCAGAAUGCAAUAGCUCCUUCUUAGUAUUGCCCAGGUCACCGUCUCUGCGUCCACCAUGCUGUUUGGCAGACAGUGGACAUGAUCAUCAUUCAGAAGACGAAGAUGCGAUCACUGGAACAAGAAAGUUACUGGCCUGACGUUUCGGAUUCUCUUUCGAAUCCAGCAUCAGAGACAUUCGCGACGGUCGGGCUGUAGGGUAUGUAGGCGUCACAGAGCUCUGGAUGCGCGUUAAAAGUGCGGACAUGUUGAUAGGAGCUGGGCCUCAACGUUGUUACUUCACGAUCUUCCGAUUUUGCUUGCUUUUAACUUCCUUUCCACCUGCCUUAUUUGACUGCCUGCGGAGAUUGCUGUCCCAGCAGGCCAAAGUGCGUUUGAAUCUUGAAAGAGUGUUUUCCAGGGCUCUCAGUUGACCUAAAGACAGUUUCGUGAGAUCUCUGGAUUGUCAUUUUGAAUUUUAAAAUGGUUUUUCAGCUGAAAACUGGGUCAUCCUAAGCAACCCUGACGAAAAGUUUCAUACUUUUUUUCUUACCCGCCUGAGUUCAUAUCAACUGGCCAUGCUUAUCGGUGGCAGUGGUGCUCAGGGUGUAAUAGUGGCAGAAUGCGGUCUUUGCUUAGCCACUCAAAUCGAACAUGGCAGCAGUUUGUUGUACCCUGCAUUUGCUAGCGCAGGAUUAGCCUUCGAGCGUUGUGGUGUGUGUUUUUAGGAAAAUACCAGUCGAAUAACGCACCGGGCUAGGCUAAUUGUCAGCAGUUGAACCUAGGCCGCCCCGGGCCAGCUGAACAGUAAUUUCUGUGACUCCUGCAAGUUGCUUUGAUGGUUGCUCCGAGCUAAGCAAUGAGGAGCAUUAAGUGUGCUUAAGGCCUUCUUGAGUUGAGGACUUUUGUUUGUAACGGUGAGCGUGACAUUUCAUACACUCAUUGCAGAUACAGGUUUCAGUAGGGUUGGAGCGCGCCUAGGGCGAUGCACUUUUGUGUGAAAAGCCUCUCAUUCAGCGUCUAGUGCAGCUGCAGAUUGGUGGUUUAGAUAAAAGCGCUUAUGAUGCUAUAGACUGCGUUUUUGAUCUCAUUUUAAGGCUAUUUUUUCAACAUCUGCAGAUGUACGACAUGGCUGAUUGGAAUUUGCAUUACACCCGUUGAUUUGACCCACUGUAUCCGUCUCGUUGACCCCAAAUACUUGGACUCGGUCGAUUGUUUUACCACAGUUCUUGCUGCUUCGAUUUUUUUAUCACGCAUGUUCCAUUUUAAUCCGCUCAUUAGCUGUCUGCUAAUAGUGAUUUGAUGGACAGGAUCCACUUCAUUUAUGCCUGUCCCUUUUGCUUUCGUGCCAUUCGCUCUGGGCCGUGACCCCUGAAAUUUACUUAGUUGUAAAGAUCGGAGGGUAUCGUACAGGUUAUGACUUCUAGUUUUAGGCUGGGCACGUAGAGCAGUAUCCAGAUCGCAGGGAAGCAGUUUGCUCGCUUUUCGUGCCACAGUUCUCUAGUGUGCAGCAGCGAUCCUACGCCAACUUACGAGUCGCAUUAAUCCAAGCUUGGCUGUCGAGCCGGUUCAGUCGCUGGAAUUGACAGUAUUUUGGGGGUGUGGACGGUAUUUCUGACCAGGACCCCCCACCUGCCAGCACUGCGACUGUUAAUUCGGGACAAUUUAUCUUAGAUUGCUGAGCCUCACAGUUGGCCGUCGUCCGUACAUUACGGAUCUCCAUUGUGUUAAUGAUCUCGCGGUGAUUGCCAGCUUCUUCGCGGACAUGUAGUUUGCUGUGCAGCGAGAUGGGUAAUAAGACAUCUGAAGUGGCCCUGAGUAGUGUUGCGCGGUUUGUGCUCUGCCUUGCUACGGUAGAAAGUGUUGGGCUUCUGUAAAGAAGAAGCUCUUCCACGGUUAUGUUUUACCAAACGAACGAUCAUGAUUAUCACUCAGAGGAAACUCGACGGAUACACACAGAUAUCCAAGGUGAACCCUGGGGAGGAUGGCUUAAUCAUUUGCGGUUUAACACUCGCACUCGAGCAUUCGCACAUCGGAGAUAAACAGGAUGCGAAAUACAUAGUUUAAAUAAGUCUUACUCCUGAUAGGUUCAUCACGCUCCUUUUCAUUGGUCCUUCCCUCGUGCGUAAGUGAUACCUGAUGGCUUCGUGUGGCGCUGGUAGAUCGAUCUCACGGUUGAUCGAGUUAGCGCUAGAUUGGCAGGAUUCGAUCACCUCUCUCGCCAGUUUGAUUUCGACACGACCGAGUACUUUGGCACUGUCAAAGGCAGACCGGUAAUUAUUCUCCAGGCUGCGUAUAACGGCAUGUGAUCUUAUAUACUUUCGCCUUACGGCUAGAACAUGUUCAUGCAUGCGCACUCGCAGCUGUUUGUCGGUAAUUCCGCAGUAGCCGGUCAAACAGUCUAGGCAGUUGACGCGGUGAUCAACUCCUGAUGUGUCUUCAUGCGGUAGUCAAGCCUUGAGCUGCACGGGUAAGCGGUGAAGAGUAACCUCCGACCGGUAUCCAAGGCCCACGUUGGGUGGUCUUAGCAUGUGCCUAGUGGCUUCGGAGACGCCCCCCCACACAGGGCAACGACGGAAGAUUUCGGGUUUUUGUUUUUGCUUACCGUAGGUCUUGGUGGGCUUUUGGCACGAGCAUUUGUUUAUGAAGUCGCGCGGAUAUCCAAUGGAGAGGAAGACUUAUCAUAGAGGCUUACGAUCCCUUAGUUCCUUGACGGUGCGCUUAAGAGCCACCACUGAGAGUAUUCGAACAUCUGGCCGGAGGUCACUCAAAGAAGGAACCUGCAGAGUUAAUCCUGCAGUAUAACAACGCGCCAGUCCAAAUAUAUCUAAAACAGCCUCGCCCAUCAUUGCUUCUAGAAGUCAUUUGGUACAGUCAUCGCCUAAUCUGUUGCUAAAGUCAAGGAAAAUAUGCCUGGUUGUGCGUUUAAUGCCAACUAAAGAUCCGUUUUCGUUUACCCAGGGACGACCAAAUGUGCUAGAGGAGUCGGUUUUUGGCACUUUUUGAUCGUUAGGUUCAUCGGCCAAAGAUUGUAUUGAAGUUGAGGGGAUCUUGUUAAUUUUCUCGUGAAGAAUUUGAAAAAAAGAAAGCUAUUUUUGCGACUAAAAAUUUGAAGGUUUCCUACUUUAUUACCAAAGCCAGUUUUCUUACUAACUCCCCCCCGUACAGAAGGCCCCGUUUGUUACGUCCGUACACGAUUGAGGGAUCUUCGUUUGUCUGUGAAACAUUGCACGACUUUAACGGAGAGUUCAAUUUACAGUUGGUGACCCAUUUCAUGAAACAUGCCCAAAUUAACUAGAAAUCACUAAACAAUCUGAAAACAGUCCGAAGACAUUGACCAACCUAAUAGUAAACGACCUCCAGUUUGAUGAAAACGAAAAAAUAAGCAUUGCAAGCACUAUUUCAUUGACUAAAUCAUUUGAUUAAUGAUCUUGGCUCGCGAAAUCGAUGUGAUUGUUCCGUUGUAUUGUUAGAGAUAUAGUUGAUUAAAGCACAGAAGAUUUCCCAAGAUUUCACUGAUAUAUACGUAACAAGAAUAAAGAUCUUUAUUAGGUUUCAUGUUGACGGACUGGCCUGUAACUAAAAAUAUGUGUAGGGUUGGUAGAUACGAUCGUAGGCAUACCGUUUCUUUCUGUAAAAUUAACACCAUUUUUGGAGACGACGGAAUUCAUUGGGUUUCAGUGCUCCUGAAAUGCCAGUUAAUUCUUUGGGGUUUUCAGUGUUCUCAAUCAACCGCCUAAAAUGAUGGAUUCUGUGAUGUGUUUAUAGAAACCUUCAGAAUAAGAUAUUUCCUGGAGGAAUUUAUCGAAGUAGUGCGUUGUUGGGCUUUUCCCUUUAUGAACACGGCUGUUUGAGUCAAGUUCUAGGACUCACGCACACAAUAGACGUCAUUGUCGGAAAAAUUAGCGUCCGCAACGAAAGUCAGCGGCGGAUAUACUGCUGGACAGUGAAAAAACCUAUAAUCGUUUGCCUAUUUGAAAAGCGCUGUAAUACGGUAUUUCGCGGACAGAUGUCUGUUCACUUUACCUUUUUUCCAAGGUAAGUUCAAGAGAAACUUUUGAUGGGCUCUUCACUUCCCCGAAAAAUACUGAUUAUUUUCUGCCACAGGCGAGCGAACUUACUUUCCUUUAUACUGGAGUUAUUUUCGGAAUCACUGCGUACUUUUAGGUCCCGUUAUACGAUUUUGAAUGCACUGAAGAGUGGCCAUAUAGAUAGUCACAUAUUGCUCAUACAGUUAAGGCUCUGCCUGUUCUGUUUCUGCAUUCUGUAUUAUUAAGAACUGAAGCACAGAAAAUGUCCUACCAUAAGUUAUUAGCAUAAAAUGACCACCUGCUGAUUGGCCCUUUCACGGUUACUUAUGGUGUAUUCGCAAACGACAGAAAAAUAUCGGUGCCUUUGAACAAACGGUUGCCUGUAGGAGUUAUUACUGCAUUUUAGGGCAUCAUUCCACAUGGAUUUACAAAUCUGAUUUCAAAAUCGAUAAAAGUCUGAUUCUCCAAAAAUAACCUGUCUAAUCACAUUCUGCUACACCUGACGUAAGCAUAACAAAGGACAAAUUUUCAAGUGCCGCAAACUCUCUUCGUUAAAACCCUCGUGGUUAAAUUACUUUCCUCUUAAGGAAAAACGCUCGCGGAUGUUCUGUUAACAUCGGUAAUUACCCGAAUAUAAGGUGACGUAGAUUUCCGCUCAAACUUGGAAACACUAUGGCUGGUAUACUUAGACAUGUAUUCUGCACAAAACGGGCAUUUUCCUGGAGGGCUUGACUAACAUGCAAGAUGCACAAUAUUUUGGGUACGAGGCAACGAGUAUUCCAGUUUCCAUCAUCAAGUUUCUUGAAUUAGGUCGCAUUCUGUAAAUGUGUUGUGGUUUGCAGUGGAUCAGCUUCCCAAUGCCCCUUUACACAGGGUGAAGAACGUAACCUUGAACACUGCGAUCUCCGUAAGUCACUAAGAGGGAACUGAUUUCGGAAAAAUGUAUUGGGGUAUUUCUUUUUUUAAAAAAAGCGAAAUCGCCCACUCCUUUUAAAGUAUUUGCUUGCCACUUCGAUUAGACUGAUUUUAAUCGAAUGCAUGCAAGUCUGCGCGUUGGUUGUGCAUUCAGCCUCAGUCAGCACACCUCUGUCGACCCAAACGUCGUCCUUUUUUGCGUUUCAGCCAGACGUAGUGAGGUGCAGUCCGCCGGUGAUUACCGAAAGUUGGGCAGUGGCAAGCCCGCCCGCGAAUGGACCGCCGUCGGUCAUCUGAGCGGUCCGGAUCAGGUAGAUGGGUGCGACUGCGAACACCAGAAACUCAUCACCAACUUAGAGUUUCAACUGAGCCAGCAGCAGAACCUUGCUGACAUGUAUCGAGAACAGGUGAUCAGACACCAGCUUUCCUUUUGUUCUCUUUUUGCAAUAUAUAUAUGUAGAUCAGAGGUUUUAUGCAUUCCGAGUCGAUAUAAUGAAAACAGGAAGAGGUUCUUCGGAAAAAUCGAGUUGUACUCGUGAAUUUUCGAGCUGGUGACACCAACCCGUCAUCAGACGAAAUGAAAACAGGGGAGAAAGUUUGUUUGUCACACUGGACUAGUUAGCGCGACAGGACAGACAGAUUAUCGGCCUAUGAGAGGGAUGAUCACAAAGUCAUGGUAGGUCUCUGAGCGAGGGGGGAGGUAGAACAAUUAUGGAUGCCUGUGCUGGAGGGUGAGGGUGUAAUGGUGGAUCAAUUGGACUCCGGGUGGCUAGAUUGGCGGCCGUUGCUGUGGCAUUAGGGCGGGGGGCAGUAAGUCGUGAGCGUAGGCCCUCGUAAUGGGCGCCCAGGUCAACAUGGCGGUUGAUACUACCAGCAUCGGAGUACCAAGCCUCGAGAAAUUCUCUCGCCCGUUUUGUGUUUGCCAUGGCGACGACCUCAGUGCCAUCCCAAUUGAAUCGGUGGUCGCACUCGAGUGCGUGAGCAAAGACGAGGGACAGAGGGUCUCGCCGACGGACAGCCAGUUUGUGUUCAUUAAUACGGGUUCAGUAACUACCCGGUGUUUCUCCUGCUGCGGCUGCUAACAUGGUUAUAAUUUGCUUUCUUUUUCAUUGCCCGCUGACAGUGAUCGAACUAUGCCGAACUUGACUCACUACAUGGGGUCACUUGGAAAGCACAUCCCAAAAUCCUAAGGGCAUUUCUGCUCUUUGAACCGCUCUGUUAUCUUACUAAAACUGUCAUUUACCCUGGAGACCCGUGAGUGUUUGGUGAGCGGGGAAUCACCGAUUAAGACCACUUAACCGGCCCACGUGUUUCUGUAGGGUAUCAGCAAAGCCUUUGGGGGAAGGGAGGGUCAAAGCCUACUCGGGAUUUUAUCCUGUUCUCUGUGCUGCGCUGAUUGCCGCCUGCAAAUACAUGAGAGUGUGAUCUUCGAUCGGCGCCUACACACUGCUCUUCCCCGGAAAUAGGUCACAAGUUCAAGGUCUGUACAAUGGGCGUUGCUCUUUCGGUCUGCGAUCUGAUGGGACGCCAAACACAAGAAUAACCGUUGGGAAAGCCUCGAUGUUCAUUCGCUGUGUGUGAGAGCGCGCUGGACAGUAGGACAAGGGAAUAGCACGUUCCACGAUAUAGGUGAUCUUACGUUACAUUCCAGGGCGGUUAAGGUUAGGAAUUAAGGUCAGGGUUAGGGUUGAGGUUAGGGAUUGUGGUUUGGGCUUAGGAUUAGGACACGGGAAUAGGUACCUUUCCUGGAAUUUAACACAAGGCCACCCGUAUUACGGAGGGGGAGAUUUCCUAUUCCAGUGUCUUGCCCACUGGACUAAAAGGAUGGCAACCGUUUCCGCUCACUGCUUCCCGUUGAUCGCAUCAGGUUGCCUGAUUUCAGGCCUAAUCACUUUCUUCUCCCUAAAACACUAAUCACCUGUAAUGUACCACUGUCGGUUUCCCAUUCAAAGCUCCCUCGCGUUCACUUCCACUUGCAGCAGUUUUGACUCACUGCUAUUGUGGCUUCAGUCGUCGUAGGAUGUCGCACUGAAGGUUCUAGGCAUUACAUUUGAAUAUUUUUCGGUUACCGCUUCUUGCAUCCGCAGCGGGAGGCCCGACGAGAUUUACAUAUGUGGCAACUGUAAGGGCUUGGGGUCAACACCAACUGGUUUGAUACCUACGGUGUUCACAGAAGGUAUAAGAGAUGUCGACGUAAACUCUGCUUAGGUCUUAAAACGCCACGAAACUACCGAAUCGAUCUCGGAUUCAGGCCCGAUGACAACCAAGCCAAAACAACCAACCCUUUCUCUGUUUUCAACCCCUGAAUUCCCUUUAGGUGCUACAAAUGGAGGACAAACUUAUUCAACUGCGCGAAGAGAACCAAGUAUCAAAGGAGGCUUACCAGGAGCACACAGAACGACUGCACAGUCAACUCAGACUGAGCAGACAGCGCUACCGAGAUCUGGAACGUCGGCGGCACCUGGAGGUGGAGGGCUACCAGACGGAUUUGGAUAGUCUGCGCAAGAAACUCAAAGAUGUCGAGAAGAAGUUCCUACAGGUUGGUUAA